This is a messenger RNA of Lolium perenne, 730 nucleotides long. Its product is annotated as 16.9 kDa class I heat shock protein 1-like. NCBI's taxonomy places the organism in Eukaryota, Viridiplantae, Streptophyta, Magnoliopsida, Poales, Poaceae. The record is from RefSeq and is a predicted model, not a curated record.
ACCAACGAAGAGCGCGAAUUGCAGAGCAAAACAACAAACAAUCCAGAUCAAUUUACCAUUUUGUAAACACUCCUCAGUUCACCUGUCCAAAUUCGCACGCACCAGCAACAAUGUCGAUCGUGAGGCGCAACAGCGUGUUCGACCCCUUCUCAGUCGACCUCUGGACCGAUCCCUUCGACACCUUCCGCUCCAUCAUCCCGGCAAUCUCCGGUAACAGCGAGACGGCCGCUUUCACCAACGCCCGCGUGGACUGGAAGGAGACAUCGGAGGCGCACGUCUUCAAGGCGGAUCUCCCUGGCGUGAAGAAGGAGGAGGUCAAGGUGGAGGUGGAGGACGGCAACGUGCUGGUCAUCAGCGGCGAGCGCACCAAAGAGAAGGAGGACAAGAACGACAAGUGGCACCGCGUCGAGCGCAGCAGCGGCAAGUUCGUCAGGCGCUUCCGCCUGCCGGAGAACGCCAAGGUGGAGGAGGUGAAGGCCGGGCUGGAGAACGGUGUGCUCACCGUCACCGUGCCAAAGGCAGAGGUGAAGAAGCCCGAGGCGAAGGCCAUCGAGAUUUCCGGCUAAAUUUGUCGAUGAUGUGUGAUCGAUCAGCUUUGAUUUGUCGCAGAUGUCUUGUGUUCUCGUGGAGUCGUACUACGUACUAGUUGUGUUUUCUUCGUAGAUCGCUUCAAUGUAUGUACUCGUGUGAUUGUCUUCCUGUUUGCCAAUAAGAAAUAAGUCGUUUGGAA